This is a messenger RNA of Helianthus annuus (common sunflower), 2002 nucleotides long. RefSeq names its product zinc finger CCCH domain-containing protein 17. The coding region runs from base 234 to 1913 and encodes 559 amino acids. NCBI's taxonomy places the organism in Eukaryota, Viridiplantae, Streptophyta, Magnoliopsida, Asterales, Asteraceae. The transcript has 3 exons. Gene Ontology annotation, molecular function: metal ion binding. The record is from RefSeq and is a predicted model, not a curated record.
AUAAAAGAUGAUCCCACAAAGGCAAAAAUAAACAAAAGGGUAGGAGCAGGAAGCAUGGGCACUCUCUUCCUCAUCGCUUCAAUAAUAAUUCCUUGAGCUCUCUUCUUCUUCCUCCUAUCUGAAACCAUCGAUUGUGCCCGACAAACCCUAGAUCCAACAAUUGAAUCAUCAAGAACCAAUUUUUAUUCGAAUCUUUGCAAAUUUCGCCUUGAAUUUCAAUUAAUACUCCAAACAUGGUUGGCGGUACAACUCAUCAACCGCAACAAGCUCCUCAAUUGGCUCGUACAUCGUCAUCAACAGCAGCUCAGUCUACUUCACCGGAGGAAGAUGAGCUCUUGAAAAGAAACACCGAUUGCGUUUAUUUUCUUGCUUCUCCAUUAACCUGCAAAAAUGGAAGUGAGUGCGAGUAUCGGCAUAGCGAUAUUGCACGGGUCAACCCUAGAGAUUGCUGGUACUGGUUAAACGGGAAUUGCUUAAAUCCAAAAUGUGCUUUCCGUCACCCUCCUCUUGAUGGAUUGCUGGGAUCUGACGUGUCGACUCCCAAGGGACCUCCUGCACCCGCACCGUAUGCUACGCCCAAACAAGGAGUUGCGUGUAUCUUCUUUCAAAAAGGUUACUGUUUGAAAGGACACUUAUGCCCUUUCUUGCACGGGCCAUCAAAUUCAAUCAACAAUAAACCUACACAGCCCGGGCCAGCUAUUCCUGUCACCGAGCCUCCUAAAACGGUUCAACAAGUAUCCGUCCACAAGCCCGUUGAGUUUCAGCCUUCUCAGGGAAAACAACCACCUCUUCCAACCAGAAACGGCGUUGAUAAAAAGAUAGCACCACUAGCCGUGGUUCCGCCACCUGUCAUCAAUGAACCACCGUCUAACAAACCUAACCGUAGUUAUCACGCAACCAACGGAAGAAUUGUUAAUGGGAAAGAUGCUGAGGAAUAUUCAAGAGAACCUUCCCCUGGUUUUGAUGUUCUUGUGGAUAAUGAAGCUGAAGACGCUGGUCAUGAUUACGAUGUUGACCGAGAUAUGUACCACGAGCAUCGUGAUUACGACCAUUAUAAUGAACGGGAUGGCCAUUUUGAGGUUGACUGUGUUGACCAUUUAGAGAGGCGGUCGUAUCCUAGAAAUGACCGUGAAAACGAGUCAGAUUUACGCCACCGUUUAUCCAAACAACGAAGGGGUUCCGGCAAUGAGUUGAGGUCGGCUGUCAACCGUGAAAUUCAUGCUGACCGGAUUACGAGGGACCGCCACAGCCACCGCCCUGAUCAAGGAACGUUAAGUAACCGGCUUAGAGGAAGAAUAAAGAUUCCGGGAAGGUCAGCGUCUCCUACUAAAGAAACCAACUCAAGGGUAGACAGGGUUCGAGACCGCGUAAGCGACUCCAAGUUUGCUGGACCGAAAAGAUUGUCUGAACUGAAAAGCGUUAGAGCCGAACAUCAAUCAAACGAUGAACAGUUUCGUGGAAAAAGAAAACACCCAAAAACGGAAGAAGAUUUGUCAUUCGAAGGGCCAAAGCCUCUUAGUGAGAUUUUGAAGCGUAAAAGAGGGGUUAACGAUAAUAAUGUUAUCAAUAACGAUUGCGUUUCUUCUGUAAACAUUGAAAAUAAGGAGGCAGAGAUCAUACCUGCUAACAAAGAGGAACACAACUCUGUUUCGGCUGAUUUUGAAGCAGAAAACGAGAAGGAUAAACAAGCGGAAGAGGUGGAAAAUGAAGGUGAAGGUGAAGGUGGUUUAGUUGAUGAAGAUGCAUUGCUUGAUGAGGAGCUUGAAGCUUAUGAUGAGAAUAGAGAUGGGGAUUAUGAAUAUGAGCAGAUGGAUGGUGAAGAAGAAGAAGAUUAUAAUAUGGAUGAAGGUGAAGAAUAUGUUGAUGAAGAUGGGGAGGAAUAUGGAAAGAAAGAGGGUGUGGUGUACUCAUAGAAAAUAUGAGGUUUUGAGUGUGUGUGUAAGAAGGGAAUCAAGGGAUACGUUGUAUUGUUAAUUGUUAUAGAUUUUGAUUUGUAUCCAAA